AUGGCCAGGCCAAUGGAAAUGGAUCAGUUCAACAAAUCCAGGCUGUCUUCGGACCCCAUGGCUGCAAGCCGUGGCCUGAACACUCCUCCCGUGCCGUAUGGCUUGAUGAACUUCUAUGCCGGUGAUGAUUCGCCAUGGGUUGGAUUCAAUAUGCCGGCGUCCGCAUCUGCUCAACCUAGUCACCACAUGAACCCCGUGGAUGUUAGUAGGAAUGCCCCCGCGUUUGCUAGUUGGAGAAGCAACGGACAGCCAUCAGAGUGCGGCACCAUCCCCCAGGCCUACCUGCCCUCCGACUCUGGCUAUGAAAGUAGAGCGAAACACAGCAUCGUCGAUGACAGGUCCGUCUACGAGGAAAACACGGAAACCCAAAGCCUCGCCGGACAUAUGAUGGAAUUCAACCCUUUCCCACUCUCAACGUCCACGUUUCGCGACGCUCACGUCCAAGCGUGGCCACCAGCACCGCCAGCACCAGUACAGACCGGCCCUACGGACAAGUUGAUAUGCCCAGAUUGUCAAGCUCUUUGUAAGACAAAGUCCGAGCUGAACCCAUCCCAAAAGCCCCAAGAAACGUCGCGCACUGUGCAAGAAGAUCUUGAAGGCGUAGGAUCGGAGCUGUUCAACUUCGGCAGUGAUUCUCAGGGAUGGGAAAUUUCCUCUCCGGAGCAGCCGAUGGAAAUGGAUGAUCUUCUCGUCGACCCAUCCUUGACGAACAUUGACGAGACCAGCAACAUUCCGCUUGUUCAGAACCAUCAUGCUUUUGUCCAGCCGACGCAGAUUUCUAGGCCACCAUCAACAAUCAAGCCCCUCCUUCCUGGCGGACGUACGCGUGAUGGUCAGGCCCACAUUACUGUGGAUUUUCCCAAGAGCCUUGACGCUUGCUCUGAUGAUCUGAAGGAGUCCCCCAUGGAUUCCGUCAAUGCCAUGGAUUGCGAUCUUGCCGCUAAAGCUCCUGAAUCGGAGUCUGAAAUCGAAAGGGCCAGCUCACAGAAACCAGCUGCAGGGGCCUGGUCAUCUGCAGGCGAGGUUCUCAACGAACAAGACGCCCUCAGAAUCCUGGAAAAGCUCCCCAAGGAGGUUAUUGCAAAGUUCUUGAAGGGCCAGUCCAAUCAGAAGCCGUCACAUGAGCCAAUAACCAGCAUCGAAGCCCAUCGUUGCACUAAAUUAAGCUGCAGCAAGACCUUCAAUCGCAGAUGUGAGUUGAAGAAGCACAUGAAACGUCACGAUAAGCCUUACGGAUGCACCUUUUCUGGCUGCUCGAAGAGAUUUGGCAGCAAAAACGAUUGGAAGCGCCACGAAAACAGCCAACACUUCCAGCUUGAGGUCUGGAAGUGCAGUGAGAAGCGCGCCGACGACGACAACACGCAGACAGAGACUACUUGCGGGAAGGUUUGCCACCGUCGCGAGACCUUCCGCAGCCACUUGCAAAAGGAGCACAAGAUGGACGAUGCCUCACAAGUUGACAAGGCCCUCGAAGAUUGCCGCGUCGGUAGAAACUGCGAGUCUCGCUUCUGGUGCGGCUUCUGUGUAAAGAUUAUCGAGAUCACCAAGAAGGGUGCGAAUGCUUGGACUGAGCGUUUCAACCACAUUGAUAACCACUACGCCGGCCGCGACAACGUGGCCAAGAAGGACAUCUCUGAGUGGAAGAAUGUCGACCCAGAGCUGCACGAGAUAGACUUCGCGGGCUCAGUGGACGAUUCGAGUGACGCCGAGUCGUGCGAUGAAGCCACUGCUUCACAUAAGCCCUCUGGACUCGUCAUGAAAAGCAUCAUGACAAGGAAGAGAGGUGCAGAUGACGACAACGACGAACGGGAGCCAAAACGCUUGAAGGACGCCCGUAUCACACAGAGGUGGAACUGCGUACGUGCUCUCCCAAUGUACCUGCCGCAAACCAUGCUGACCAUUGAAUAG
This is a messenger RNA of Colletotrichum chrysophilum, 1908 nucleotides long. RefSeq lists its product as uncharacterized. The transcript has 2 exons. Gene Ontology annotation, molecular function: DNA-binding transcription factor activity, RNA polymerase II-specific; RNA polymerase II transcription regulatory region sequence-specific DNA binding. The record is from RefSeq and is a predicted model, not a curated record. Gene Ontology annotation, cellular component: nucleus. Gene Ontology annotation, biological process: regulation of transcription by RNA polymerase II. NCBI's taxonomy places the organism in Eukaryota, Fungi, Ascomycota, Sordariomycetes, Glomerellales, Glomerellaceae. Bases 1 to 1908 code for a protein of 635 amino acids.